Molecule: messenger RNA, 942 nt
Organism: Suillus plorans
Lineage: Eukaryota; Fungi; Basidiomycota; Agaricomycetes; Boletales; Suillaceae
Exons: 3
Cellular component (GO): plasma membrane
Molecular function (GO): oxidoreductase activity
Source: RefSeq, a predicted model, not a curated record
UUCUCGCUCUCGCAGUUUCCGGUCGUCUUUUUUGCAACUAAAAACUCAAGUCUGUCCUUAUUGUUAGGACCAGGGAAUGGCUACGAGAAACCCAAUUUCAUGCAUAGGAUGACGGGAAGAACCAUGUUCCUCGGCGGAUGCAUCCAUGGGUCCCUGUAUAUUCGCAAUCAUCUGCAGUAUGGACUUGCAAUUCCUGGUCCGCCGAAAGAGACUUCGGGAGUGGCGUCGUUGGCCCUCCUCUGCAUCAUCGUCCUCACAUCUUUGAGGCCAGUCAAGACACUGUUUUACGAGUGUUUCUUCGUCGUCCACGUUUUGACAUAUGUGGCAUUCUUUGUUAUCAUAUGCUACCAGACGUCGUACGCAUCGCCGUGGAUAUUCCCUCCCCUUGCAUUUUACGGCGCAGAUGUUUUAUUGCGCCUAUUCCGCUAUCGAAUCAAGGAUGCUAUCCUCACUAGGCAGGACAUUCACAUGACUUUGAUCCGCGUUCAUAAUUGCGACGAUGGCUGGCUCGCAGGCCAGCAUGUCAGAUUGCGUGUUUUCUUCUUGGACAAAGUUUUUAAAUCCCAUCCAUUCACUAUCCUCUCGGCACCACCAUCUCAUUCUUGCCUCUCCUCACCUGGGUUCCUUCUCGCGGCACGAAGCGAUGGAGACUGGACGCUGGCAUUGAAUAACCACACCCGACAGCAACAAGAACGUUUACACAUCAAUGAGAAGUCUGAGGGCGACUCUGUUGCUUUCGUUCAAGUCAUGCUGGAUGGUCCUUAUGGAGGGUCAGGCGUCGAUCUGGGUCUGCACGAAAGCGUGUUUCUUGUAGCCGGCGGGUCUGGGGUCACACUCACUCUUGGCCUGCUGGACGACAUCAUCGGCAGGUGUGUCAAACUAGGCCGCAGUCAGGAGGAACGGAUUGAAGAGACUACUGACUUCGACGGGUGCAAAUGUUGA